AUGCGAAAUCCAAUCAAGACCAUCAGAGACGGUUACUCCCCCCUCAAACUCCGAUCAUCGGUACGUCGAGUCAAGUCAUGUCCGGGUCCGUGGUCUUUGUUCUUCUUCGUCUUUUGGCCUUUACCGUGGAGAUACCGCAUACAAAGUCCACUUUUGCCCGUAGAAGCCGUUGGACAAAGACUUCGUAUCAUUAAUGAACGCCAAGCUGCAAUCUUACAACUCCGCAGCAUCCCAAUCUUCCGGAUGCGCGACACGCCGCUGCGCUCGCUUUACCGACUAGUCGAAGAUGUCUGCGCGUGUGACUUCAUCAUGAUGGGCUACGAAUGUACAUAUUUCUUUUUCCAUAAAGAGUCUCGCUGGCUGUUGUCCGCAGUUCCGGAUCCUCAGGACGACGACCCAGUCCGAUAUGCGAUGCUUGCCAGCAUGGUUGAAGCGCUUGUCGAUGCUUUCAAUUGGAGACUCGAGUUGGGUAUACGCCGUGACAACACUCUUGACAAGUCGGAGAAGCGGGCUACGAACUUCGAGAGAGAAGUGGCUCCUUCCUGGACGGCCAAAGUGGAAGGAAUACAGAAUAAAUUGAUUUUUAACGAAGAGGGCUGGACUGAGUCUGAUAUGACGGAGGAGCGGCAUUUCUGGAAAAGGAACAUCAAGGUGCCGAAUGGGUAUAUGUAUACAGUUUAG
Talaromyces amestolkiae is the source of this 681-nucleotide messenger RNA. RefSeq lists its product as uncharacterized. The transcript has a single exon. The record is from RefSeq and is a predicted model, not a curated record. Lineage: Eukaryota; Fungi; Ascomycota; Eurotiomycetes; Eurotiales; Trichocomaceae. The coding region runs from base 1 to 681 and encodes 226 amino acids.